AUGGACGCCGCCCCGAGGUUCGCCGCCCCGCGCAUCGACGCUUCGACAUCGUGGCUGCUUCUGGAGGAUGAAUCGAUCGAUAGCAGGUUCCUAGUCGCCAUGGCCCAGGUACUCGACGUCGACCAGGGAAAAAUACGCGUGCAAGAGUCGUUCAGGGAGUUGGGAGGCGACGAGAAGAGCGCUGCCGUGCUCCGGAAGGCCUGCAUGGACAUUGGUAUUGACGUCAAGAUACGCGACAUUCUCCGCUGCUCGACCAUCGCCGAGCUCCAGACCUGCAUCUCGCCCUGUGCCCGUCAGUCACAGUACGCAGAGACGCUCGAGCCGGUCAUGAUUGCGCCCCUCGAGAUUCACAAAGCCAGCCGCCUCUCCGCCCGAUCCGAAGCCAAGGGGAGCCAUUCGCGCAACUCGAGCCAGUCCAGCUCCGGCUCGCAGAUCGUGCAGAGAACAGGUAUCGAGCAGGCGCUCGGCACGCAGACGGCCGUCGACCGGAUAGCCACCGUGCGCCCAAAGGCCGGCCUGCUCGAGGGCAAGCUGGUCGCCCUCCUCACCCUCUCGGGGGCCCUGCCGUCCGCCGAAGACAGCCCUCCCGCCAUUAACCUCAUCCCCCAGUCUCAGUCUCUCUUCGCCGGGACCCAGGUCGCCGUCCUCAAGCAGACCGCCGAGGCCGCCCUUCCGUCCGAAGCCGUGCCGGAUAUCUGGAUCGUGCUGGACGUGAUGCCCCUCACCGAGUCGGGCGAGGUCGACAUCCGCCGUCUUCGCACGUGGGCCCAGAACAUCAACGAGGACAUCUACCAACAAGCCACUGGCCUGGGCAGCCACGAGACGCUUGAGCUGCCCCAGACGGCGAUGGAGAAGUCGCUGCAGAUACUGGUAAGCAAGGUCUUGGAUGCCCCCCCGGGUCAGAUCGGCGUCAACUUCACCUUCUGCCAACUCGGCGGGGACGAGAUGACGGCCAUCGAAUUGGUAGCGCGCUGCAAGCACGAAUCCAUCUACCUGAGUGCUGCCGAGGUGCUCGGGUCGACUACAUUAUCCGAGCUCGCCGUGCUUGCGGCAUCGCGAGGUGCCAUGUCCCAAAAGUGGGACGAGGAGACGUUGGACUCCUUCGACCUGUCCCCGAUGCAGCAUCUCUACUUCAAGACGGCCAUGGGGGGUGACCUCGACCUCAGGACGGGUGGUGAGGGGAGCUAUCGCUUUAACCAGAGCCUGCUCCUUCGCUUUAAGAAGUCCUUCACCUUUGAGAGCAUUACCGCCGCGAUAGAAGCCGUCGUCGGUCACCACCCCAUGCUACGGUCACGUUUCAGUCGCGGCAUGGCUGGGUGGUCCCAGAGGAUACUGCCAGAGGUGGCGGGCUCCUAUUCCCUCUGCCACAGCGCGAUAAGGUCUGACCGGGAACUGGAAGAUAUUCUCGAGAAGACGCAAUACUCGAUCGACAUUGAGAGCGGCCCCGUGUUUGCUGUCGACUACCUCACCACCCACGACGGCCAGCAGAUGGUCUAUCUUGCGGCACACCACCUCGCAGUCGACCUUCCCUCGUGGCGCAUCGUCAUCCACGACCUCGACGAAAUGUUGGAGAACGGGAACUUGCUGUCGCAGAGGUCCAUGCCUUUCCACAACUGGGUAGAUGUCCAGAAAGCCGACGCGCAAGGGCGGGAGCCGCAAGAUCUCCUGCCAUUUCCCGUCCAGCCGGGCGACUAUGCCUACUGGGGCCUGCAAGGGGCCCCAAACACCUAUGGCGAUGCUCUCGAGGUCAGCUUCUCGCUGAGCCACGAGCUUACCUCGAUAUUACAGACGUCAUGCAACCUGGUCUUCAGGACCGACUGCGUGGAUAUCUAUCUUGCCGCCCUCAUGCUGUCUUUCGCCCAAACAUUUCACGACCGAUCAGUCCCAGUCGUGUGGAACCAGGAGCACGGGAGAGAGCCUUGGAAUACCGACAUUGAUAUCUCAGAGACUGUCGGGUGGUUUACGUCGUUAUGUCCGAUAAACCAAAAGGUCGACACGUCGGAUGACCUCAUCGCCGUCCUCCGGCGGCUCAAGGAUAUACGGCGGUCGAUUCCGACGAGGGGCGCCCAAUAUUUUGCUUCUAGAUUCUACGACUACGAAAAAGCAGACCUUUCACAUGACUGGCCCUUCGAGAUCAUCUUCAGCUACGCGGGCUCUUUACAACACCUGGAGCGCGACAAUGGGGUCAUGGAGCAGUUUCCAAUUCCGGGCCGGACGCUCGCCUCGCCGACGUCGGAUAUCGGACCGAAUGUCGGCCGCAUUGCCCUGUUCGAAGUCAGCGCGAUGAUCGACCAGGGAGCCGCCAAGGUCAAGUUUUUGUACAGCCGCUUCUCGAAAGACCAGAGUCGCAUCUCGCAGUGGAUACAGAACUACGAGCACUUGCUGCUCGAGGCUAUCGGGCGGUUAAGAUACCACCAACAUGAGAUCACGCUCUCCGAUGUUCCGCACCUCGACGUCACCUACGAAAGCCUGGCAAAGUUCCACAGGAAGGAGCGGCUCGCGGCUCUGAAUCUGACUUGCGUCCGAGAGCUCGAAACCAUAUACCCAGUGACCGCAGUGCAGCAAAGCAUACUGAUCAGCCAGGCGCAGCGGCCCGACGCGUGCUAUCUGCACGCCAUCUACGAGUUUGCUGCUCCCAAUGGCGGAUCCAUUGACCACUCCAAGAUCUGCACCGCAUGGGAGCAGGUCACGAUGCGACAUGCGGCGCUGAGAACCGUCUUCACCGAGAGCAUCAGCGAGACCGGCCUUUGGGACAAGAUCAUCCUCCAUCGCACCUCUCCCGAGAUGCUUUUUAUCGACACAGCGCCUUCAGAGGACCCCGUGUACGAACUCAGCAACCUCGUCAAAUUGAGGCCGACAGACAAAAAGCCGCUUCACAGGCUCACCGUCUGCAAGGCUCCGUCCAGGACCUUUGUGAAGUUGGAUAUUAGCACUGCGCUCUGCGAUUCUAUAAGCAUACACAUACUCCUCCACGACCUGAGACGAGCCUACGCCACUGAGCGCGCGCUUUCGGAUCCCGCCCAGUUUUCCUAUCCUUCAUAUCUCGAUUUCCUGAAGGGAGUUCGUCAAGAGUCGAGUCUUGGCUACUGGCGCGAGAGACUUGCCAAAGUUUCGCCCUGUUUGUUUCCCCGGCUUAGCAUGGCGCCAGAGGAGCACAAGUUUACCAACGCCAACCUCGAUCUCGAGAUUGCUGCCACGGAACUGGCCGCGUUCACCCGGUCUCACAAGAUCACGGUCGGAGCAGUCCUCCGCCUUGCGUGGGGCCUUGUGUUGCGCUGCUUUGCCGGAUCAAAUACAGUGUGCUUUGGCUACCAGACACUGGGACGCGAUGACUCGGUCGAGGGGAUGCGCCACGCCGUCGGCUCGUUUGCAAACACGGUUCCGUGCAACUACGAGCUUUCGUCGUAUACCCCGUUGAACCUCGCACUCCAGCUGGUCGAGGACCAGAUGGCGACUAGCCUGCCCCACCAGCAUUUCACCAUGGCCGAGCUCCAGCACGCAAUGGGCAUGAGGGGUGGCGACCGUCUGUUCAACUCGUGCUUGACGUUCACGGAAGAGCCAGCGGGGCUGAACAGCAAGUUCACCACGAGAUCGAGCUUCGAGCUGAAGCCUGUGUCGCUGCAGCAGACAUUUGACGCGGAUGUCGUUGUCAACACGCGCUUCUCUGGCGGCAAUUUGGUCGUGGAUAUGGGACAGCGAGUAAUGGCCCCAGAGCAGUCGCUCAACGUGGCAAAUACGUUUGGACGAGCCAUCCGUGCGGUUCUCACCAUGCACAACACGUCUAUCGGGUUGGUUGAUCUCUGCAGCGACCGGGACUAUGCUCAGAUUUUGGCCUGGGACUCCCAGACGCCGGCAGCCGCCGAGAGCCAGGCCCAGAACCUGAUUCACGAGCUCAUCUCAAAUCAGGCUUCCCUGCAGCCGACCGCACAGGCUAUUUGCUCCUGGGACGGUAAUCUGAGCUACGAGCAGCUCGAGGAAGAGGCGACGAAGCUGGCGCACCAUCUCGUGGACGCUGGCGUUGGGCCGCAUUCCGUGGUUCCAGUGGUGAUGGAGAAGUCCCGGCUUUCCCCGGUGGCUAUGCUGGCCGUUCUAAAAUCCGGCGCGGCCUUUGUCCCCAUCGACGCUCUGGAGCUCAGCAUGAUCCAACCCAUCUUCGAGCGCCUCAAUUCGAGAGUCGCCAUUGCCUCGGAACACGCGGCCCCGGUCCUCGGAAAUCUCUUUGAGAAGGUCGUAACGCUGACCGACGAGUUGAUGAACGGGCUUCCGCGCAGUCAGGGGUCUUUGACCUCGAUGGCGGCGCCAGCGGACCCCGCCUGCAUCCUUUUUGUUCCGACGUCGUCUAGCGAGGCUCGGGGCAUGUCCUUUAGCCACGCGGCACUAUCGACGGCACUGUCGGGGCAAGGACCCGCAGCCCGCAUAACUUCCCUCAGUCGUGUCAUGCAACUGUCCUCGUUUAACGUCGACAUAUGUAUUACCGAGAUAUUUACUACUCUUGUUUGUGGCGGGUGUGUCUGCAUCCCGUUGCCUACGGAGAAGCUGCAUGACUUUGCUGCCGCCGUGAACCGCAUGCAGGUUAACUGGACGUACAUGACUCCCCUCCUGUCGAGGAAGCUGGAGCCGUCCAAUUUGCCGUCUCUCAAAGUUGUUUGCUUCCGGACUCGAAGUCUUGACGAUGACACAUAUGCUCCCUGGCACGGCAAAGUCAAUGUCAUUCUGGCCUACGGGCCGCAGGAUGUCUGUCCCCUAGGCAUAUCCUUCCUCGAGGCUCUGGGCACGUAUCACUUGCGAAGUAUUGGUCGGCCCUUCUCUGGAAAUCUGCUGAUUGUCAACCCGGAGGACCACAAGAAACGUGUACCCACCGGCGCGGUUGGUGAGCUCGUGGUGGAAGGCCCGACUCUGGGAUGUGCUUACCCCAACAGAGAGUCGACGAUGCUGCCGAUGACACCACUGGCGGCCACGCCCGGCCGCAAGGCUCGAUACUUCAAGACGGGCCACCGUGCGAGGUAUACCGAGGGCGGGCUGAUGGAGUUCAUUUCCAGCAAACGAGAAGAUACCGAGAUCGACGGCAAGCUGGUGAACACGACCGAGAUCGAGCAGUAUCUCCGGCGCUGCCUCGGCCAGGGAGUCGACGUGAUUGUCGACGCGAUGACGUUUCGGGGGACCAAGGCUGAUGCCGUGCUUGCUGCCUUUAUCGAACUCGGUGAUAGUCUUUUCGACGGCGAAGAAAACCUCGCAUCGUUGAGUCCUGCGACAAAAGAGCAGGCUGCUAUGGCGAAGCAGCUUGUCGAAGUGGGGCUGAAGAACGCCGUCGCGCCGUCAAUGAUUCCGUCAAUCUUCAUCCCCGUCAAGCAUCUCCCCAUCACGCCGUCUCUCAAGGUCAACCGGCGGCGCCUGCAGAAGAUGAUAAACGGCAUGUCGAAAGAGCAGCUACUGUCCCUGUCCGCGGUGCCAAACACAAACGAGGCCAAGUUCAACGCCCUCAAGCCCUUGCCUCUGACGCACAACGAAGAGCGCAUGAGGGCCGUCUGGGCCAGAGUUCUGGGCGUCGAAGAAGCCAAGAUCGGAGCGCUCGACCCCUUUUUUGGUGCUGGCGGCGACGAGAUCCUCGCGGCCCAGCUGAUUGCCGCCUGCCGCCAAGACGGAAUCACCGUGUCUAUCGCCGACGUGCUGCGCAACGCGAGCCUAACCGAGCUCUGCAGGGCGAUGAUGACUAUCGAGUCCCCACAGGUGGUGCAGGACUCGUCCCCGAUUCCUGUCACACCACCGCCGGUCCCCCCGAAUAAUAAUGCCGUCACGUUCAUCGAGAAGGUCAUCGCUCCCAAGAUCGGGGUCGACGGGAGCGUGAUCAAGGACGUUGCCGAGGCGUCUUCCGUGCAGAUCAGAUACAUCGAGACUGGCAUGCUUCGGGGGCGUGCCAACAUUAACUACCUCGUCUUCAACUUUUCUGGAGCUGUCGAUGCGAAGAAGCUCGAGGACGCGUGCGUCAACCUCGUUGCAAUCCACCCGAUCCUGCGCACUGUGUUUGUCCCGUACAACCGCCGAGUCUACCAGGCCGUCCUCGCGUCCCCCGACAUCGAGUUCCGCCGCGAUACCUGCCCGUCGUGGCGCCUCACGGGCGUGAUGGAUAAGACGAUCCGGAAAGACCAGCUGUCCCCAGUCGCAUUCUGCUCGCCCAUGACCAAGUUCAUGUUCCUCGACGGCACCAAGCAGUCGAUCCUGGUCAUGCGGCUGACCAAGGCCCAAUACGACGACCUCUCGAUCGCGCUCUUGGUCAAGGACCUCAAGCGGUUGUACGACGGGUCUCAGAACCCGCCCCGAAGGCCAACCUACUGCGACUUUAUACGGUCGUCGCAAAUGGUAAACGCGCAAGGGGCAGAGGAGCACUGGCGGGCGCUGCUUGACGGCGCCGCCAUGACGCAGGUUGUCGCACAUACUCACCCGUACCAGCUGUCGACAAACAUCAAGACGAUCCGACACUCGAUGAACAUUGGCUCGCUGUCUAGCCUCGGCAUCUCGUUCGAGACGGUCCUGAAGGGCGCCUGGGCAAUGGUUCUCGCGGCUCUGUCUGCCUCUCCCGAUGUCGUCUUUGGCGAGCUCAUCGACGGCCGUCACGUCAGGUUGUUGGGCGGCCACCCGGUUGCCGGGGUCAUGGGGCCGACUGUCAACGCGAUCCCCGUCCGCGUGCAGUUCCCCCAAGAGCACGCACUCACCCCGUUGGCCCUGCUCCAGCAUGUACACGCCCAGCGCAUAUCGGGCAUCCCGUACGAGAAUCUCGGGACGCUCAGCAUCGUAGAGAAGUGCACGCCGUGGCCGUACUGGACUCGGUUCAGCACGCUCGUGCAGCACCAAUACGAAGACACGGCUGUCAACCCCAACGAGCCCAAGCCGUUUCAUCUCGGCGCCGCUUCGUGCAAGUUUACCGUCGUCGAGUCCAAGGCCCAGGACGUCCCCGACUUGUUCGUCAGGUCGAUUGUGCGCGGCGCGGGCCGAGUAGAGCUCUCGAUCACGUUCUGCGCGGACCGUAUCCCCGAGCCGUUUGCCGAGCACGCGCUUCGCAACCUGCACACGACCGUCAGCCUGCUCACUAGCGUCAGCAUCAUGCAGCAAAUCAUCCCAAACGGCUUCCAGUAUCGGACCAUGCAGAAGAGAAUUCCCAUCGCUCUAAAUGCGGCGCUAGCAUCGCCCGGCAUGAUCUCGGGAGAGGAAGCCGUCAACUUCCUCUCGGCGGACCAAGCCAAGGCCAUCCAGUCCCUCAUCUCGCAGACGUGGACGCCGAUCCUCAACCCUCGAACCUUGGGCGUGCCGGAAGCCCAGGUCCACAACGCGGCCUUCUUCGACCUCUGGGGGAGUCUCAUUCCCGCCGCCCAGCUGACGGCCCAGCUCAACCGCGAGCUGCCCAGGAUCAACCUCGCGGGCAUCGACGGAGGGAGCCUGAAGCUCACAAUGGAGGAGAUUGUGGACAACCCGACCAUGCUCAAGCAGUUCGAGCUGAUUGCCUCCAAGAUCAAGGCCCAGACGACCCAGGCUGCAAAGGGUAAGGAAAGGGAGAAGGAGGGGGAGAGGGAGAAGGCAGAUGCGAGAGCCCAGGCGCAGAUGCACCGUAGAAAGCCGAGCAUAAACGUGUCGGUGUCCCCGGCCGCCAUCGGAAGCCGCAUCCGCCGGUUCGCCAGCACCGUCGGCCGAUCUGACGGGCCCGGAUCGCGGCGGACCGGGUUGGCGCCCAUGUCGUCAAUCCCCUCGACGACGCCUGUCGCCAUCGGUAUCGCAUCGGCCAUGGUGGCCGAGAUGGUGAACCCCCUGUCUCCCAAGAUCAUCACCGCCAACAUCAGCGCCGGUAUGAGCGCCAGCCUCAACACCAUUGCGGCCAACAGCAACCGGGCCGGCGUGCCCAACAGCUCCAACAACGGUAUCGACUUUGGCGUCCGGAGCAAUGCGAGUCCGAUCCCUCGCGAGCCGCCGCAGCUGCCGCACCUGCCAGCCUUCAAGGGCAUCGCCGAGGAGGAGUCGGACAUGCUGAGCGUGGUGGCACUGAUGGUGCGCGAAACGAGCUCGCGCGGCGCUACGAGCUCGGCCGACAGCCUGACCGACGGCAGCAGCGCCUGCAGCAACCACAGCGGCGACGACGAGACGGACCCUGUCGCGCCCCUCCCGGGCAGCCCCGUCAUCCGGGAGGAGGAGGACCUCGUCAGCCCUAUGACGGCCGUCAGCCCCAAGAACAACGGCACCCGCUUCUUCGACAAGAACGGGUCCGACUCGCCAAAGAAGUCGCUCAAAAAAGAACGGAAUAGUGUUUUUAGUAAGACGGGCAUGUCCCCGAUUGUUGGAUAA
Lasiosphaeria miniovina is the source of this 8328-nucleotide messenger RNA. Its product is annotated as non-ribosomal peptide synthetase. Lineage: Eukaryota; Fungi; Ascomycota; Sordariomycetes; Sordariales; Lasiosphaeriaceae. The transcript has 3 exons. The record is from RefSeq and is a predicted model, not a curated record. Gene Ontology annotation, molecular function: catalytic activity. The coding region runs from base 1 to 8328 and encodes 2775 amino acids.